AUGGACAGGCCGAUACCUGCGUUUUAUGCUUGUUACCUACUGCGGUCAACAGUUCGCCACCAGAAUCUCUAUGUUGGAAGCACGCCACAUCCUGUCAGACGUUUAAAGCAACAUAACGGAAUUGCCAAAGGUGGAGCAGUGAGAACAUCGAAAGACACAUUGCGACCAUGGGAGAUGACUUGCCUUGUUACUGGAUUCCCUUCAAAGAUCGCUGCUUUGCAAUUCGAGUGGGCAUGGCAAAACACACAUCAGACUCGACACAUUGCUCCGGACGAGCGUAUCACUCAAGCCAACACAAAACAGAGAUUCUCGCCCAGAACUGGCAAGGUACGCAAACGCGUAGGACGCCCUCGAAUGUCAAUGCAUGAUAAGCUCGCGAACCUUCAUAUUCUGUUGCGAGCAAAAAGUUUUGAACGUUGGCCAUUACAGGUCAAGUUCUUUGCCGAAGACGUGUUCAAGAUGUGGCAUAGAUGGACGGUGAAUAUGCCUGAAGUGAUUCGUCAAGGUAUCGAGAUUGAGAUGGACGAGUCAGUUUUACAAAGGGUGUCCCUGGAAGAAGACCCUUCUAACCUCAUUGGCAUCCACAAAAUCGACCCUACAUACCUUCAUAUGAAGUUGACACUGGAGAAGAGUCGAAAACUGUUAUCAGCUCCGAAUACCAGCUGUAUCAUCUGUCGCUCCGCUUUGGAGUCUGCGCAGGAUAUGGUGCUUGUCUGUUCCAAUCAGGAAUGCGACUCGAUCUUCCAUGUUGCAUGUCUGUCGACACAUUUUCUGAGAGCCGAACAUGGCGCACAAGAUGCGAUUGUGCCAACAUGUGGAUAUUGCCCAUCUUGCAAAGUAAGCUUGAACUGGGCUGACCUGGUCAAGGACCUGAGUUUACGUGUUCGUGGUGAGAAAGAAGUCACAGCUUUGUUCAAGGAGCCGAAACGCCGCAAGAGAAGUGCAAAAGAGAGUACAAAGAGCGCUGCCGUCACGAAUCAUGAUGAAGCGGAAGAGCUCGAUGAUGUGGAUCAAAUCCAAGCUACGCCAUCUGGCGGCGACGAUUGGAAGCUGGUCGACGAGUUGGACGAACAAGACACACCCGGAGUCGUCGCUUCAACAAGCUCCUCAGCUGUCAAGACGCGGAAAGCAGUCAUAGAAGACAGCGAUUGGGAUGAGGCUGAAGUCAUUGAAUGA
This is a messenger RNA of Aureobasidium namibiae CBS 147.97, 1176 nucleotides long. RefSeq lists its product as uncharacterized. Lineage: Eukaryota; Fungi; Ascomycota; Dothideomycetes; Dothideales; Saccotheciaceae. Gene Ontology annotation, cellular component: Slx1-Slx4 complex. Gene Ontology annotation, molecular function: 5'-flap endonuclease activity; crossover junction DNA endonuclease activity. Bases 1 to 1176 code for a protein of 391 amino acids. The transcript has 3 exons. Gene Ontology annotation, biological process: double-strand break repair via homologous recombination. The record is from RefSeq and is a predicted model, not a curated record.